CACAAGCAGCGGGCACAUCCACGGCAGACAAAUCCGUGUUCAGUGACGUGUUUUUUGUAUUAGCCUUUUUUUUUACGCACGUUCAGUUCUUCCCCAGUACAGACUGAUUUCAUGAAUUCUAUAGCUCAAUCCCCCCUGAGGUGUUUCUCCUUUUUAUUUUAUUAAUGCUAAUCACCUCUUGUGUUUAUCUUUUCAUUUUCUGACUCCAGAGAAAGCCGUUAUUAGCCUCUCCAGCGUCCGCCGCGUCUCUCCCUCCAUCUCCUCUUUGGGAGUGCGUCGCGCCACGAAGCUCUGAAUUUUUCAAAAAGCUGCAGCAACAGACGCAAAGGAGCAGGAAGCAUGGGUUUUGUUUAGCAGGGUUAAUCGAACAGCAGACAGACCAAUAGCAGGACGUCUGUCCACAACGCCAAGGAGCUCCAACCUUCCAGAAAGACGUAGAAAAGAGACAAAGUCACAAGAAGGAACAUAAGCGCAAGAAGGGGAGUGCAGAGCGGGGUGAAAACAGUCGAUGGAUGCUGUCCGGAUUGAGGGGACAGCAGAUUCUUCACUGACGAGGAAAAGAAAGCUUUCAAAAUUGAGUCGAAGGAUAGAAACUCGCCGUCAGGCAUGGUGUGUGAGAAGGGGAUCCAGAUCCUUCUCACCAGCGUGGGGGCUUUCGCAGCCUUCGGCCUGAUGACGGUGGCAAUAGGGACGGACUACUGGCUGUAUUCUCGUGCCCUCAUCUGCAACAGCACAGCGAACGUCACCCAGGAUGAUCCCCAUAAUAAGGACAAGAAGGAUCCUGGUGCACUCACGCACUCUGGGUUGUGGAGAAUAUGCUGCUUGGAAGGAGUGAAGAGAGGAGUCUGCUCUCAAAUUAACCACUUCCCAGAAGAUGCAGACUUUGACCACGACGGUGCAGAGUAUGUCCUACGGGUUGUCAGGGCUUCCAACAUCUUCCCGAUCCUUAGUGCCAUCCUGCUGUUGAUGGGAGGAGUUUGCAUUGCUGCUAGUCGUUUCUAUAAAAGCAAAAGGAACAUCAUCCUGGGAGCAGGGAUUCUCUUUGUUGCUGCAGGUCUAAGUAACAUCAUUGGUGUGAUCGUCUACAUCUCAGCUGCUCUGGGGGACAUUUCACCUAAAAAGGAUGAGGAUAAAAAAUGGCAGUACUCCUAUGGCUGGUCGUUUUACUUUGGAGGCCUGUCCUUCAUCAUGGCUGAAAUGGUGGGGGUUCUGGCAGUUAAUAUCUACAUCGAGAAAAAUAAGGAGCUCCGCUGCCGCUCACGCACCGACAUUUUUAAAAGCACCACACACGCCAUGCUCCGUCUCCCCAGCUACCGCUUCCGCCGCCGCUCUCGCUCCUCCUCACGCUCCACUGACCCCUCGCGCUCUCGAGACCCGUCACCUGUAGGGGGAGUCGGGGGGAAGAACUUUGGCCUCCCCCCCUCGGCACUUCUUUCGCAGGGCCCCAUCUCAGUGUCUACCUUGCCUAACCCCCACUCUCGCUCUCACACUGCCCUGGCUGGAGGCGACAUCUCCCUCUACACGCUGUCCCGCGACCCCAAACUGGGGGGGUUGCCACCCAUGUACGGAACUGUGGAUAGGGCCACUCUCUAUCAGCUCCACAACUGCUUCCCAAAGGAUGGGACUGGAGGGGGAGUGAUGAUGAGUGGUACUCUGCCCUCACUGAAGACCCACAACCCGUCCAAUUCCUCCAACUCCAACGCUCCCAUGGGCAACUCAGUAGGCUCCGGCCCCCCACCUUUCACCUCAUCCACAAUCGACAGGGAGCGAGGGAUGGGGACUCUGGACAGGCUGAAGGGAGACAGGGAAAGCAAUUCUAACACCCUCAACAGAAAAACAACACCUGUGUAGAGCAAAAUGAGGAAGAACGAAUGGAAGGGAUAUUGGUAGUUAAGAAAGUCAGAAAGAAAAAAGACCAGUUGUGUGGAUCAGACAGAAACAUAGACAAAGGUGAAACUUCUCCCUUCAAGUUCACUGUUAAAUAGUCCACUCAAUCUCACUGAGAACAAAAAGAAAAGUAAUAACUGAGCGAUAAUAACAACAACAAUGAACUCUCACAAUAAAACUAUUUUGAUAUUUCAAUGUGUUAGAAAUGAUUUAUUUUGUUAAUGAUCAAAUGCAAUUAACGAUGGGCUACUGUAGCAACUUUUCACCUAAUUUCCAUUCUACGUUACCACAAGUUUAACCAGAUUAUCAUCAAUGUCAAAUUGUUGUUGCGAUUAUUCUUGGGGUUAUUACAAGCUACCCGUAUUUGCCAACACGAGUUUGGAAUGAAAUCUUACUUUUGCUUUAUUUUUAAUUUCACUCUUAUUUUGAAAAUCAAUAAAUUUUACUGUGAAUUCUUCCAUGCAGAGCCACUGGAGUGUACAGUGAGCUGUGUGUAACUGUGUCAAAGUGUCAAAGCAUGAGUGUGCACAAAAUGUGGGAGAAUGAGAACUAGUGUUAUUUUUUUAACUCCCAAUAUGAUAGAAUUUUCAUUUAUGAUCUGAACGUAGAUGUGAAUAUUGUCUUCCAAUAUUAAUGCUAAAAGAAAUGCAACAAUAAUGUGAGUGACUGAGACCACUGACCGACUCAUUGUAAGUAAGAAUCAGAGUUUUCUAUGGGCCUCUGUUAGUCUUCUUUCCAUUCUACUCAGUGUUACCAGUAGUACUUGUAGCUUUAGUCGUGUUGAAGAUGUUAGUUCUUGGGCAUUAAGAGAAAUCUCUGAUUUGAAGAAUCAAAAAAAAAAAAUGAGACUAAAACACAUUUGUACAGAAGCUGGCGAAAGCAGCUGCCUGAGCAUCAAAAGAUCCAAUCAUUUUUUUUGUAUCAGACGUCCCAAAGUGACACAUGCAAACCAUUGUUUUUAAUUUUUCAACUGCAAAAAAAAACUGUUUAUGUGAGUGGGAGGGUUUGAGAAAAGAAAAAAAAAUUUGUGUACAUUGUAAUUUACAAAUUCAUGUCAGUUUUUUAUCGAUGCACUAUUCGGAGCAGGUUUGACUGCUGUGUUGUGAUCGUAGCCCCAACUUCCAGCUCCCAUUGGUUGGUUUCAUCCACCAGCAUCCUCCAGCCAUUUGUGGCCCCUCCCCUCUACGGGAUCAAAGUUUCCUCCUCCUUAUCAUGCAAUCUUAUCAGAGCGGAUCCUUAAGUCUGCUCCAAGAUUCUUUUCACUGUGCCCCCCCACAACUAUAACUGCUGACUCUAAAAUGUUUGAGAAUGUAAACACAUGUAAGUCACCCCCCCCCCCCCCGACACACACCCCCUUUCUUGUCUAAACUGCCUCAAGCAGCUGCAGCUUCAGGGUAGAAACCUCUGAAACACCUGCUACAUGUUAAGAUGAUGAAACCUAAUAAUGACCAGAUGCUUCCAGAUUCUAUAAUUUGUUUUUUUUUUCUUUCAUUUCAGAAAAAGGAAAAAUGUGAGAAAAAUGCGCACAGAUAGCAUUCAUGUGGGCAAUAUGAAUAGUAUGUAGUUGAGAAUAGAUAUAUCUAGACAAUUAUGGUUUAUCUAAAUGUGUGAUAAACACUGUAUUGCACGAAGUUUAUAGAAAAAAAACCAAUAACAGACAUAUUUACAGACUGCUGUCUUUUGUUUCUUUUUUUUUCUAAAUAGAAGUUCUUGUCUCUUGUGAAGUAGCGACAGCACACAUGCACACAUACGAUUUUAUAUUUUUGAUUUUAUAUGUUUACCAUGUUUUCAUAAAACAGAGCUUGUGCAAAAUACAAAUAAAAUAAAUGGAGAAUGCAGCAAUUUCAAGAUGGUGUAGCCCUAUACAUUUAUUUGAAAACAACACAAAAGCCUAUCUAUGCAUUCAAUUUCUCUAAAAUGUUUCGAAAAAUAAUAUUAAUAAUAAAAGCACUUCGCUCUCUAA
This is a messenger RNA of Oryzias latipes (Japanese medaka), 3850 nucleotides long. RefSeq names its product calcium channel, voltage-dependent, gamma subunit 8b (gene cacng8b). Gene Ontology annotation, molecular function: voltage-gated calcium channel activity; channel regulator activity. NCBI's taxonomy places the organism in Eukaryota, Metazoa, Chordata, Actinopteri, Beloniformes, Adrianichthyidae. The record is from RefSeq and is a predicted model, not a curated record. Gene Ontology annotation, biological process: neurotransmitter receptor internalization; neurotransmitter receptor transport, postsynaptic endosome to lysosome; positive regulation of synaptic transmission, glutamatergic. Gene Ontology annotation, cellular component: postsynaptic density membrane; AMPA glutamate receptor complex.